Messenger RNA from Peromyscus leucopus (white-footed mouse), 4801 nucleotides. It is a transcript of the gene C4bpa, whose product is annotated as complement component 4 binding protein alpha. Gene Ontology annotation, biological process: negative regulation of complement activation, classical pathway. The coding region runs from base 369 to 2165 and encodes 598 amino acids. NCBI's taxonomy places the organism in Eukaryota, Metazoa, Chordata, Mammalia, Rodentia, Cricetidae. The record is from RefSeq and is a predicted model, not a curated record. The transcript is spliced from 13 exons.
UUUACCUGCCUCUGAUCAGCCACCUGCGUGGGUAGAAUCCAAGGACCACGUGUGUGGGGAGAAUCCAGGGACUUUUUGGUGGAGCAAUUACUGGCCGCCUUUAGGAUAUUGUGAUCAACUGUCAUCUUGGGAGAUCAAGUACAGUACAGUAGAGAUCAAGGCAUCAUCACAGAGUCAUUUCCUCUGCUACUGCAGAUCCCUGAACCCUGAGGGGAGGGGUUUGAUGACGACAUCUCAUUUAGGACUGAAUGCUUUGAAGCCUCUCACUUUCUACACAUUGUCCAGUUUGGGGUGUCUGUGUUAAUUCCAAUCUACUGCAAGAAGACACUUCUCUGAUGAGGAUUGAGUGAGGUUUUCUGGCAGAACCAAUGUGGGCAAAGCAUCUGCAGGCUAUGCGCCCCACCAGAGCUCCACAUGGGAGGCUUCAUAGAAACAGGGAUGCUGUGGCCUGGCCCUUCUCUAGGCUCUGGAGAGUCUCUGACCCAACUUUGUUCCAAAUGACCAUCAUUGCUGCUCUCUGGGUUGCUGUUUUUGGUAAAUGUGGUCCACCACCUGAUUUACCUGAUGCCAUGCCAGUAAGUGAGAUGAACCAGACAGACUUCGAAAGCUCAACUUCCCUGAAAUACAUUUGUCGUCCUGGCUACAGUAGGGCAUCUUCAAGCCAGGCUAUAUACUGUAAACCUGAUGGGAAAUGGCGGAUUGAUAUUGCCUGUGUCAAAAAAUCGUGCAGGAAUCCGGGAGACUUACGGAAUGGACAAGUAGAAGUCAAGACUGAUUUCUCCUUUGGAUCACAGGUAGAAUUCAGCUGCUCAGAAGGAUAUAUCUUAGUUGGCUCAUCCACUAGUUAUUGUGAGAUCCAAAGUAAAGGAGUAGCCUGGAGCGAUCCUCUCCCACAAUGUGUAAUUGUCAAGUGUGAGUCCCCUCCAGACAUCAGCAAUGGGAGGCACAGUGGUGGUGAUGACUUCUACACAUAUGGCUCCUCCAUCACCUAUAGGUGUGAUCCCCACUUCAUGCUCCGUGGCAAUGCCUCCAUUACCUGCACCGUAGUGAACAAAACAGUAGGUGUUUGGAGCUCAAGCCCCCCUACUUGUGAAAGAAUCACCUGUUCUGAGCCAAAUAUUUCACAUGGAACAAUUGUUUCUGGAGUUAGAACUACCUACAAACACAAAGACUCCGUUAGAAUUACCUGCGCGAAAGGGUUCAUCCUCAGAGGCAGCAGUUACAUUCACUGUGGAGCUGAUGGGAACUGGAGUCCUCCCCCCAUCUGUGAACUCAAUAGUUGCACUAAUAUACCAGACAUUCCACAUGCUUCCUGGAUACGAAAUCCCAAGCCAACAAAAGAAGACUUUUAUCCGGUUGGGACUAUGUUAUACUACAAUUGCCAGCCUGGCUAUGAGCCUGCUGUAAGACAUCGGAUGGCUGUGAUUUGUCAGAAGGAUUUCACCUGGAGCCCAUUCAAAGGAUGCAAGGAGAUAUGUUGUCCAGUACCAGAUGCAAAGAAUGUUAGAGUCAUUGAACAUAAAAGAAUGUAUCCUGAGAAUGGCUGUACUUAUUUCCAUGAUGACACAGUAUUAUACAAAUGCCAUGAUGAUAGCACCUUUUCGGCUACUUGCAGUUCAGAUGGCACAUGGUAUCCCAAAACUCCAUCAUGUGAUCAGAGUUGUAAAUUUCCUCCAGACAUUGCCCAUGGACAUUAUACCACAUCUGCUAGUUACUUCACAACUGUGGCAACAUAUCAGUGUGAUAAAGGAUACAGACUGGUUGGAGAGGCAAAUAUUUCCUGCCUGUUUUCACAAUGGAGCUCAGCAGCUCCACAGUGUAAAGCUCUGUGCCAGAAACCAGAGAUAAGGAAUGGAUUGCUGUCUGCCAAUAAAGAUCAAUAUGUUGAAUCUGAAAGUGUCACCGUCCAGUGUAACUUUGGCUUUGCCAUGCUAGGUUCCCAAAGUAUCACUUGUUCAGAGAAUGGAACCUGGUACCCAGAGCUGCCCAAAUGUGAGGAGGUCGCCUCUAAAGACUGUGAGCAUGUGUUCAAAGGCAAGAAGUUGAUGCAAUGUCUACCAAAUCCCAAUGAUGUGAAAAUGGCGCUGGAGAUUUACAAGCUCUCUCGGGAGAUUGAGAUAUUAGAGCUACAGAUACGCAAGGAAACACAAACUACCCUGGAGUGAUGACUGGAAACUCUCUCAAGGAGGAAGAAGCACGGCAUUGUCUUUCUGACUUCGGUGCCAAAACAGGUCGCCUGCACUUUGCACCUUUGGUCGCUUUGGCACUAAUGCUCAUGAUAAUAAAUAUCUGGUUAGGCUAAUUCAUUAAAGCAUAAUGUUUUAAGUUUAUGAAAUAAUUAAUCAUCUUGUGGCUCGUAAAUUUGCUUUUUCUGAAUACAACGUGCACAUAUUUUCAAUUAAAAAUCAAUUUUGCUCUUGUAUUCAUUUAGUACUAUAUAAAACUAACCCAUUUAUUUAAAAAUAUGAGGUACAAAAUUCAUUUUAGUGCACUCACGCUAUUGUGUCCGUGGACUGCCUCUAUCUCAGUCUUACGUGUGCACGUCAGCCAGGUCCUUAGAGUUCAGAGCAACUGCCAGCAUCCCCCAUUCCCCACCCCCCACCCCCGAACCAGCCCGGUCCAGGCUACCCACUGAAGGCUAGCCAGUCUCCUCUGAACUGUGAAAAGUCCCUCUUUCAUUCAGGCUGCAUGUCAGCCACCACCCUCCUUGAAGGGGACUCACGUAGUCUCUCUAACCUUACUCCAGCCCCAGAGAAGGAAGUUCAAAGCAUUGAUGACUGUGAAGACCACUUCAGCCAUCUUCACAUUCUCAAGUCUUUUGUCUGAUUUGAUCACUGUUUUCUUUGAUAUUGAAUGAACAUGGCUGGAGCCACUUCCCUAACACCAGAAGAGAAACCCUAUUCAUGAUUGUUUGUAUCUGAGUUCUCUGGGGGCACCACAUAUUCCAGGCACCAACUCCUGCUCCCUCUAAGCCUUUCUCAUUCUUGUCUCGGUGCCUCGUGUCUCUUCCUAUGGGACUCUGUGGGUAACUUUAGUCUUUUUGUUGACUUUCCCCAAACAUUCCACAGGAGGCCAAGGUACAUAGCACGUUUUCUCUGGGCCUUAGAUGAGACAGAUGUGCCCGAACGGCUAGAUAGGCACAUGUGAUGUGGAAAGCUCCCAUCUGCCAUCAUCAAAGCCAUUAGCCAAUACUAAGAGGUGACUUGAAAUUCUUUCUUGGGUGACUGUUUUUGUUCAUCCUCAGAUACAAGCAUGUGUGGCAGCUGAUUUACUUAGAAGGUGGUUCUGGUGAGCACUAAGAGGGGAUGCUGGCAAGACAGGACAAGAAAAGAGAGCACAAGAAGGACCAUUUUAAAGGGUGUUGUUGCUGUGAAUCCCAAGGGCUCAGUCAGGCUGAUAGCUCUCUGUGGACCUAAGGAAUGUGACUCUGAACUAGCCUCCUCCUGGUGAGGACCUGGGGUGUGCAUCCACUUGCUCACUCCAGCAGCAUUGACUUCCAGAGGCAGCAAAGCAUACUGCAAGGAAAGGGACCACUCUCAAGGAGGUGUUUGUAGUGGACUUCAGGGUAGACUAAGGAUGUAGGAGCAGGUUUCACCUAGCUGGCACGUUGUCGUUAACCACUCUCUACACAACUGCCAUCGGUCCUGUCUGGUCCCUGGGUUGUUCUGCCUUCUAUUGCUGCUGACGCAAUUCCCACCCAGUUUUGAGAGUGGGUCACCUCUCCCUGCAGACUGGCAUAUACUGAUUCCACCUGUUACAUUCUCACAAAUCAGACAUUUGCUGAACCCCUCUGAAAAACUACUUAGUUAACACUUAUUAACUAUUCGACAACCCAUCUGAACACAUUUGAUUCCCACUUGGUUCUUGGUGUGGCGGUGCAUCAUUAGCUCUGUGGGUGUUCCUGGCAUUCUCAGAAUAGCAUUCCUUCUCCUGAUUCCACUGUUUAGAUGCCUUAGGAGCAUCAAUGUUCAUCUCAUCUUCAUUACUUACAACAACUAUGAACUCAGAGAAUGAAAAUGAGUAUUAGGAAAGUGGUUUAAACCAAUGCUGCCUGUAGAAUGUUCAAGAGAAGGAAGGAACAUUCAACCAUUUGCUCACUCAUGUGAUGUGAGUGAGGGCAGCGGAGAGGUGAUACUUCAUAGCAAAAUAGUAAAUAAAGUCUAGAAAAAGUAUUACGAUCGACUCAUCAGGAGGUCUGCAGGUAUAUCACAUUAAAAACGCGUACAUCACAGGUCUCUGUUAGGGCUGUGCAAUUUUAAACAAAGGAAAUCCAAGCAGAUUUGACCUUGGCAGCCUCCACCUGCACCUCUCUUCAGCUGCUUUCAGUGUCUUGGGGGAGAGGAGUGCACACGGGCCAGGGUUUUGGGGCCAAAUAUUAAUAAUUAUAUGGCAGGGUUUUUCCCCUACACCUGCUUUUGCUAAUUCUAUUUCCGUAUUUUGCCAUCAGCAUUUGAGACCACAUCUCCCUCCUCUGGCACCAAAUGUCACUGCAAAAUAUCUUCAUUCAUUAGAUAAUUAUUUUUAAAACAUGAGUAUUUUUUAGUUUAUUAGGUGCUAGUUGAAUAAUAAUAUUUUAAAAUUUUAUUGCCACUUACUACUUGUGUUACAUUUUAUUACAUGUAUUCAAUAGUCCAGAGUAGAUUAGGAUUAUAAUUAAUUUGUGUACUAUACAUACUACACUUAAAUUAUUAGUAAGUUUCUAGAAUAUUGGGAAGCUGAUUGACAUAUUAAAUGUACUAUAUGUAUAAAUCCUCACUGGUUAUUUGUAGCUUAAUAAAGUGGUUGGAAAAGUGGGAUUAAA